Trichoplusia ni (cabbage looper) is the source of this 1335-nucleotide messenger RNA. RefSeq lists its product as uncharacterized. The record is from RefSeq and is a predicted model, not a curated record. Bases 381 to 1025 code for a protein of 214 amino acids. The transcript has 4 exons. NCBI's taxonomy places the organism in Eukaryota, Metazoa, Arthropoda, Insecta, Lepidoptera, Noctuidae.
UCGAAACCACGCCGCGUCGCGCUCAGUGGGUUUGGCGUGAUGACCACAACCUUAAGGGUACCGGAAAGGUUUAAACAAGACAUCUAGACACUACCAUUGAUGUCACUCCUGUUAGAUAGAACCCGCGACAGUCGCGUACGGCGGCAAUUUUGACUAAACUGGAAUUUUUGGGGAAAUAAACAGUGAUAAGUAGGAAUUUGUUACCGCAUCAAUUGAUGAAUGUUACACAUUUGACUAUUUUAUAUUUUGAAUGUGCACCAAAACAGUUCUAGGUGUUUGCAAGCAACUUCCUUCGGACGGAAUUUGUUGUCUUCAUAACAAACUUGUUGCUAAUUUAACGCGCAUAGACUCAGAAUAGUGUCAUAUUGUGUACAGUGAAGAUGGCUCGCCCCGGCUUCAAGAUGAAUUCGAAACACGUUAUAAUUAUAUACGUUCUGUACGUAACUAACAAAAUGGUUAACGGAGCCAUACCAGGAUUGUUCUUUUGGAAACCUCGCUUGGGUCUCGACUUAUCCAUUCCGACAACGGAAAUUAACGAUGAAGUAAACGAGCCUAACAAAGAAAACAUAGCAGAUGGUCUCGUGGUGAUGGUGGACGGAUACACCGCAGGCAUGACCAUCAUAGGCAUGGCUUCUGGCUUAUCCAACGCCGAGCCUUAUCCACACUUUAAUCCGAAGUCAGCUUUCUUCUACACUCAUGUGUAUAGAUGGGCCUUACGAUACAUCAGUCUUAUUCCAUUUUGGCUUGGAGGCAACGGGGGACAUUUCUGCGAUACACUCAAAGUGUGGCGUCGCCGAUUCUACUACAUGGACGAGUUCGUACCGUCUUGGUUAAGAACCUUCUUGUUCUACGUCAAGAAAGAAGACUGGGAGAAAGAGCAACUGGACUACAGACGGUUCAAGAAGUUCGCUGAGCCCGCUUUUGGCAAACACUACCGAUAUCCAGGAAAGGUUUUCAAUAACUUUCAAUCUCAGCAUACUGUGGAGACUGUCGAGGAAAUCCCGAGUUCUUCGUUGUCAGUGUAGUCCCAAAGUCUAUUUCAACAGCAGCGCAAUACAAAACCUGUACUGUCACGUGACAUUUUUUAAUCACAGACAGCCGCUUACCUAAAAUUCGUCUUCUUUCUUGACUCAGAAGACUAAUACAAACCGGGUAACACAACCUUCGCUGAGCUGAUCAAUUGCAUUGGCUGAUCACAACCGUUCUUGGUUAUUUGGAUGACUAUAUCCAAAAGACUUACCACAGAGCUACGCGAUAUACCGGAUGAUGAACAAGAAACCGGGAGUAAUUUAUUUAAAUACUUUAUUUACUGUCUGAAUUUAGUGAGUAAACACA